AUGGCCUCCUCAUCCUCAUCCUCAUCCACUCCACCAACUCCUCUUCUCUACUCAUGUAUCUCUCACAAUACCACGAUCCUCGCCGAACAUACCGCAUCCGCCACCUCGCAAACCUCCUCUCUCGCCUCCCUUGUCCUUCCCAAAAUCAAACAUGACGAACCUCAAAAGCUGACAUAUACGCACAACAACUCGUUCAUCCAUUAUAUGGCAUCCGCGCCUUCCGAGUAUCCCGCUUCCGAAUCUUCUGCCGGCGGACUCACAUUUCUCGUAAUCGCUGAUGCUUCUCUCGGCCGUCGCAUCCCAUUUGGAUUCAUUUUUGAGAUUAAAAAGCGCUUUUUCGAAUCCUUCCCACCUUCUACCACAGACUUUUCCGAUUUAGGAAGCUAUGGUGCUGGAUCCUUCAACUCGGAGCUCAAGAAGCUGAUGAUUGAUUACGGAACGACCCAGGGUGGUAAGGAGGAUGCAAUCAAGAAUGUACAAGGAGAAAUCGAUAAUGUACGAGGAAUCAUGAGCCAGAAUAUCGAGAGCCUUCUCGAGAGAGGCGAGAGAAUUGAUCUCCUUGUCGACAAAACAGAUAGACUAGGCGGAAGCGCAUCGGAAUUCAGGAUUAAGAGCAGAGGACUGCGCAGACAAAUGUGGUGGAAGAAUGUCAAGCUGAUGCUACUCUUGACAGUCGUCAUUAUAUUCUUGCUUUACUUGAUUGGGGGAAUUUAUACCACGGAUUGGAGUUUUGGCAUGCGGCUUUUUGCAACUGGGCUUCCCGCCUUCCAAUCCUCAUACCCGUAUCCAUUCGCCUCCACGCCCGCAGGUGCUCUCCUCAAUUUAUCUGUAAAGAAAACUGGAUGGCGUUUUGCAGAAUCUAGGAUGAAUCUGCCGUUUUUGUGGGUUAUGUGGAGGAAGGGAGAUGAUGCUGGUAAGGUUGUUGGAGAUGGAACUGUGGUUGUGGUUGUUGUUAUGGGUGUUGAUGCUGAUGUGGGCGUUGUAUGUGGUGGAAGAGCUUCGAUUUGGGUUCGGGGGGGAGUUGAGGCGGAGAAUGUGAGAGCGGGGAAGGAUGGGAAUGAAAAAGAGAGGGGUGUUUGA
This is a messenger RNA of Sclerotinia sclerotiorum 1980 UF-70, 1080 nucleotides long. RefSeq lists its product as hypothetical. Gene Ontology annotation, cellular component: membrane. Lineage: Eukaryota; Fungi; Ascomycota; Leotiomycetes; Helotiales; Sclerotiniaceae. Gene Ontology annotation, biological process: vesicle-mediated transport. Bases 1 to 1080 code for a protein of 359 amino acids. The transcript has 4 exons. The record is from RefSeq and is a predicted model, not a curated record.